Messenger RNA from Arachis duranensis, 3776 nucleotides. Its product is annotated as protein transport protein Sec24-like At3g07100. Bases 299 to 3334 code for a protein of 1011 amino acids. Lineage: Eukaryota; Viridiplantae; Streptophyta; Magnoliopsida; Fabales; Fabaceae. The record is from RefSeq and is a predicted model, not a curated record. Gene Ontology annotation, cellular component: endoplasmic reticulum exit site; COPII vesicle coat. Gene Ontology annotation, molecular function: SNARE binding; zinc ion binding. Gene Ontology annotation, biological process: COPII-coated vesicle cargo loading; endoplasmic reticulum to Golgi vesicle-mediated transport; intracellular protein transport. The transcript is spliced from 14 exons.
UGGAAGGGGUGUGAGAUGGUGGUGUGAUGGUCGCACUCGCAUCACGCUCAGAAAAGGGAAGAGUUAGAAAAGAAGGGCAGUGCUGGAGAAUUGAAUAUUACUAUUAUUGAAUUCCAAACACGCCUCUGCCUCUGUCUCUGCCUCUCCGAUCCGAAUCGUGAACUCGGGUUGGUGAUGGAACAAAGCUUUUGAUCGAGUUUAAAGCCAAAGGGAUUGGAUUGGUUUGGAUUGGGUUGGAUUGGAUUAGAUUUUAUUAGAUUGGUUUUGAUUGAAUUGGAUUGGAUUGUGCUGUUUAUCUAUGGGGACUGAAAAUCCCGGUCGUCCGGGCUUCCCUGCAAGACCUGCUUCUUUGCCUUUUGCCGCCGCUCCGCAGACUGCCACACCUUUUUCAUCAACCGGGCCUGUGGCUGGAUCAGAGCCUCCUUCUUUCAGACCUACUGCUAUGCCUCCUCCUCCUCAGGCAUCCUCGCUGUUUUCAUCUUCAGGACCUCCAGUUAGACCAGGCGUGCCUGGUUUUAGACCUGCACCACCAGGCACGUUCAAUGACCCAUCAGUGCCUCCUCCUCAGCCUCCAUCGGCCAAUGCCCCGCCUGCUGCUGGGACUUUCCUGCGCUUUCCACCCCCACCGUUUUCCUCAUCAGGUCAAGUGCCUCCGCAGCAGCGUGCUCCAUUUGUGGGGCCACCGCCCAUCCAGCAAUCUGGAAGUCAACCACCAUCUUUUCCAUCACCUCCACAGCCUCAGACCCCUUUUGUUCAAAUGGGGUCACCCCCACAGAGUAUCAGUCCUGCACCUAUGGGCUCAAAUGUGCCUCCCCCUACACCUACACAUCAGCCGCCGUUUCCUGGAUAUGCCCGCAUGCAGCAACCUCCACCUGCACAUUCCUCUUUCCCCCCGAGUCAAGGAAAUUAUGGACCUCCCCCACCACCAGUGUCUUCUCCCUUUUUGCCUCAGCCAGGAGGUUAUGCUCCAUCGCCCGCAGUGGCUGCUCCUCUAGGCAUGCAGCCGCCAGGAUCUGGCCCCCCUAUUGGUGGCAUUCAGGGCUUGGCAGAAGACUUCAAUUCCCUUACAGUGCAAACUCGUCCUGGAACAAUGGAUCCAUUGUUUGAUUCCAGUGAACUUCCCAGGCCGUUGGAUGGUGAUGUGGAGCCGAAGAAUUUGGAUGCCAUGUAUCCUAUGAACUGCCAUCCCAGAUAUCUAAGACUCACAACAAGUGCAGUUCCUAGCUCCCAAUCCUUAGCUUCAAGGUGGCAUCUGCCUCUUGGAGCAGUUGUAUGUCCACUCGCAGAACCUCCGGAAGGGGAGGAGUUGUCUGUAGUUAGUUUUGCUCCUGCUAGUGUUGUACGCUGUAGAAGAUGUCGCACAUAUGUUAAUCCAUAUAUGACAUUUACAGAAGCUGGAAGAAAAUUCCGCUGCAAUGUCUGCACGUUACUUAAUGAUGUUCCUAGUGAAUAUUACGCACAAUUAGAUGCCACUGGCAAAAGAGUUGAUUUGGAUCAACGACCUGAGCUUACAAAGGGUACUGUAGAAUUUGUUGCUCCUGCUGAGUAUAUGGUGCGGCCUCCUAUGCCCCCAGUUUAUUUCUUCCUCAUCGAUGUUUCGAUAUCUGCUGUUAGAAGUGGCAUGAUUCAGAUUGUUGCUGAAACAAUCAAGUCAUGCUUAGAUGAGCUGCCUGGCUUUCCACGAACACAGAUAGGGUUUGCAACUUUUGACAGCACUAUACAUUUUUAUAAUAUGAAGUCAUCCCUGACUCAGCCACAGAUGUUAGUAGUCUCAGAUCUGGACGAUGUAUUUGUUCCACUGCCAGAUGAUCUUCUAGUUAACUUGUCUGAAUCAAGAAGUGUGGUUGAAACCUUCCUAGAUAGUUUACCAUCCAUGUUCCAGGACAAUGCUAAUGUGGAAUCAGCUUUUGGUCCUGCUCUCAAGGCUGUAUUUAUGGUUAUGAGUCAACUUGGAGGGAAAUUGCUUAUUUUUCAAAACACACUUCCAUCUCUUGGUGUUGGCCGUUUGAAAUUACGUGGAGAUGAUUCUCGUGUUUAUGGGACAGACAAAGAACAUGUGUUGAGAUUGCCUGAAGAUCCAUUUUAUAAGCAAAUGGCUGCUGAGUUUUCUAAAUUCCAAAUAUCAACAAACGUGUAUGCAUUCAGUGAUAAGUACACUGACAUAGCCUCCUUAGGAACUUUGGCAAAGUAUACUGCUGGUCAAGUGUAUUACUAUCCUGCUUUCCAGUCAGCAAUUCAUGGGGAGAAAUUGAGACAUGAGUUAAGAAGAGACCUUACUAGAGAAACCGCAUGGGAAGCUGUAAUGCGUAUUAGAUGUGCAAAAGGUGUUCGCUUCACAACUUAUCAUGGAAACUUUAUGCUAAGGUCCACUGAUUUGUUAGCACUCCCAGCUGUAGACUGUGAUAAAGCCUUCGCCAUGCAGUUAUCUCUUGAGGAGACAUUAUUGACAACUCAGACAAUGUAUUUCCAAGUUGCAUUGCUAUAUACAGCAUCUUGUGGAGAAAGGCGUAUCAGAGUACACACAAUGGCAGUUCCAGUUGUUACAGACUUGGGAGAGAUGUAUCGUUUGGCUGAUACCGGUGCUAUUGUAUCCCUGUUUAGUAGGCUUGCUAUUGAGAAAACAUUAUCCCAAAAACUAGAAGAUGCACGAACUGCUGUGCAACUAAAAAUUGUGAAAGCCCUGAAGGAAUAUCGAAACCUUUAUGCCGUGCAACAUCGCUUGGCCAACAGAAUGAUAUAUCCUGAGUCUUUAAAGUUCUUAAUGUUGUAUGGAUUAGCUCUUUGUAGAUCAAUGGCUCUUCGCGGAGGGUUUGGUGAUGCUCCCCUGGAUGAAAGAUGUGCUGCAGGGCACACAAUGAUGGUUCUACCAAUAAAAAGACUGUUGAAACUUCUCUAUCCUAGUUUGAUUCGACUUGAUGAAUAUCUCCUGAAAGUGGACCUGAAAAGUAUUGAGAGAAGGUUAGCCUUGACCAUGGAGAACUUGGAUUCUAGGGGCCUUUAUAUAUAUGAUGAUGGCUUCCGGUUCAUUUUAUGGUUUGGCAAGGGGGUUUCCCCUGAGAUAGCUAGAAAUUUACUUGGGGCAGACUUUGCAGCAGAAUUAUCAAAGGCUACACUCAGUGAGCAUGAUAAUGAAAUGUCAAGGGGGCUGAUGAGGGUACUUGAGAAAUUCAGAAACGCAGAUCGUGCAUACUACCAGCUGUGCUACCUUGUGAGGCAAGGUGAACAGCCCAGAGAAGGAUUCCUUCUUCUUACAAACCUUGUUGAGGACCAGAUGGGCGGUAAUAAUGGUUAUUCGGAUUGGAUGCUACAGAUAUCACGACAAGUUCAGCAAUGACAUUAAUGUAUGGGUAGGAUCUUUAUCUAUCUCAAAAGCGAGGACUAUUCCUUUCUCCGUCGGGAAUAAAUCGAUUCUAGCCUUCCGGGUGCAUCGUGAAGCAGGGAUUGUGGACUUGGUGGAUUGGUCGUAACUCGUGAGAAGGGUAACUUUGGACUUUGAACUGUUUGUUCGCCCUGAGAUGUGUGUUGAUUAGAUGAACUCUACAAUAGUGAUUAAAUUCAAACGUUCUUUCCUGUCUUGAUAUAUAGAUGGGAAAAAAAGACUGUUUUCCCUUAUUUUUCCUUGUGAGAUAAGUUAUCAUUUUGUGUCUUAUAUUUCCUUAGUUGUUAUUCUUUCAUUGUAGAGAAAGAAAGUAGACAGAGAGAAUAGAUGACAUGUGAAAUCAGUAUGCAAAAUCUUGAAUUUUGUUUGGCCACGAUCAUUAUUUAUUCUGCCGUAA